This is a messenger RNA of Olea europaea var. sylvestris, 1737 nucleotides long. RefSeq names its product transcription factor HHO5-like. The transcript has 5 exons. Gene Ontology annotation, biological process: regulation of DNA-templated transcription. The record is from RefSeq and is a predicted model, not a curated record. NCBI's taxonomy places the organism in Eukaryota, Viridiplantae, Streptophyta, Magnoliopsida, Lamiales, Oleaceae. Gene Ontology annotation, molecular function: DNA binding; DNA-binding transcription factor activity. Bases 226 to 1449 code for a protein of 407 amino acids.
AGACUUCAUAUUUGCAUAGAUAUCAUCGGCUCAGUUCUGUCAAAACUCGGCGUUGCUUAACAGAAUCUUCGCGUUUCUUUCUCUGAAAAAACCACUGGUUUUUAUUCUAUCUAUUGCAUUCACACUGGCGAUAUAGAUCUUCACUGUUUCUCCUUUAUCUAUGAUUCUGGGUUCACUAGAAAACUGGGAUAUUUGAUUAGUUGGAAACUAAAGAUCUGGCAAGAAAUGGGACCAUCGGAACUGAGUUUGACUUGUAGACAAUCGGCGAUGAAACCUUAUAUUCCUAAAACGAUUAGUGAAUUUCUCGAAGAAGUUUCGUUGAUCAGUAACUCAUCUGAAAGGCUUUUUAAGCUUGAUGAUUAUGUGAACAGACUCCAAGAUGAAAUGAAGAAGAUUGAUGCAUUCAAACGUGAGCUGCCUCUUUGCAUGCUCCUCCUCGCCGACGCAAUUGCGACAAUGAAGGGGGAGUUAAUGCAAUGCAAAAAUUCAAGUACUGAGCCAAUAUUGGAAGAAUUUAUACCAUUGAAGAAAAUUAGUGAUGAUUCAGAUGAAAAAGUUGAGGUUCCAAGAAAUGAAAUUGUUAGCAGUAGCGAUAAAAUGAAUUGGAUGAGCUCUGUGCAGCUAUGGAACUCUGAUAAUCAAAAUCCUUUCCCCGAUAUUGAACUCAGCAACAACAAGAAAGCCUUAAAACAAGACAACAAAAGGAGAGCUGAAGAAGAAAAUAAUCGACCUGUCAAUUUGAUGGAUGAACUGUUACAGUCUAGUAAUAACAGAACAGUGGGAAGGGCUUUUAUGCCAUUUAAGGGGUAUAGUAAUUUUCCAGUGAUGACAGCGAGGAAGGAAGAUAGGGAUGAAUUGCCUAGAGCAGCAGGGCUUUCGCUUUGUACGCCUGGAAUUAAGAAUGUGGGAAACGAUAUGGAAUCUUGUGGUUUGAACUCCAUAUCUAAUUGCAGCGGAUCAGGUUCAUCUUCUGCAGCUAAUGGUCAAUUGAAUUCGAGGGCCGGGCAGCAGAGGAAGCAGAGAAGAUGCUGGUCACCAGAAUUGCAUCGGCGAUUUGUCAGUUCCCUGCAACAACUUGGAGGUCCACAAGCUGCUACUCCUAAGCAGAUCAGAGAUCUUAUGCAAGUUGAUGGUCUUACAAAUGAUGAAGUCAAGAGUCAUUUGCAGAAAUAUCGGCUUCAUACUCGAAAAGUUCCACCUACGACAAGCAACUCUUCAAAUCGACCUUUAGUACUUGGAGGUCAGUGGAUCUCGCAUGAACAGCAUGGUGAAUCCUCAAAGCAAAGCAAUUCCCAGUCAGGUUCUCCUCAGGGCCCUCUACUGUUAACUGGAUCAUCACGAGGUACUUCCAUGACCGGAGGCAAUAGUAUGGAGGACGAAGAUGAUGAAAAGUCGGAGAGCCACAGCUGGAAAAAUCACAUUCACUUGACCGGAAGAGACGAUGUAUAGAUGUCCACCAUGAGUUUUUCAGAAAGAGAGAGUACACAUGGGAGGAAUUAAAUCGCAUAUAAACUUAAUAUACAAUACAUAUAUAUAUUUAUGAUGUUUAUCAAGCCAGAUUAUGUGGAAUUUUGCAGUAUUAGAUUUCGUAUCCAUCCAUUUUAAGAAGUUGUUUAUUCCUUUUAUCAGCAUGAAGAACUUCAAGUCCAUUUCUUGAAAUGAUGAAAUGGUUUUUCACAUAUUUCAGCACAAACACUACGAGAAGAUAAAAUCUUGUUCAAUGCACUAUCUUGUUAA